AUGGAGGUUCCGCCAGGAGCCUCUGUACCACCACCGUCGCCUCCUCCUGAAGAUGACGUAGCUUCCCAACACAUGCAUAAAAAAUCGAAGACGACGAAGAGGUCGUUUGCUGACACAGUUUCGGCGCCAUCCCAGAGUUUUGAUGACGUACCAGUGAUUCCAGACACUCUUGACUGGGCGUUCGAAGAUCCGGUGAUCGAAUUAGAUACUGAGAUGGACGAUCAAGAAACUCCAGAUGGUUGCCCCCGUGUCAAACUUUCGAAAGAACUGAGAACGGAGCUUUGCCGUCCAUGGAAGAUGGCCCUGAUCGUGAAGUAUUUAGGUAAAAGUAUCAACUUUAAUGUGCUGAAACAGCGUCUUCCGGGGAUCUGGAACCUUCAAGGGAGACUGGACUUCAUCGACAUAGGGUAUGGUUUCUUUGUGGCACGUUUUAGCAACACAGUUGAUUACAUGCACGUCUUAUUAGACGGACCAUGGAAAAUCUUCGACAACUACCUAGUCAUCCAAAGGUGGCAGCCAGAAUUCGAUCCCCUCACGGCAAAACUUACCAAAAUGGCGGUUUGGGUUCGGAUUCCAAGACUCCCGGUGGAAUAUUUCCGGGAAGAUGUCAUCAAAAGCGUCCUAGAAAACGUUCGAGAUAAACACCGAGCUGUCGAGUAUGAAGGACUACACGUAGUUUGUUUCAAUUGCGGCACGGUUGGCCACAGAGAGCAGGUUUGCCCUCACACAGUUACUACAGCAGCCGAACCUAACGAAGGUGGUCUCAACAAUACUCCAACUGGCGAAAAGGAGGGUGAGGCGGAACAUACCUCGGGUGUUUCAGGCCCUGCCAAUUCCCCACCGGUUCGGAAAUACGGUUCCUGGAUGCUGGUUACUAGGAAAGAUGCUUUGCCAGAUCGUAGAAAUAACAACAAACAGACCAAUCAGAAUACACAGUCCAAAAGUCCAAGGAGGAAUUCCUUUGAUGUUCUGCAGCAUGCAGAUGGUGAGAUGAAUGACGAUGCAGUCCCGACCCCGGGAAGGAACAAUCUUGAUCAGACCAGACGAGGCAAAGCUACUGCAAAUCGACCAACGACGGUCCCAACCAACGCCAAACCGUCCAAUAGCACAAGCUUGCCACCAGAGAGUGUUCCUAGUCUCCCGAACAUGAAUGACAGUUCCCAGCCCAGACCGACGCAGCCGACAGGGAGUAGAGGUAGCCGUCAUUCCCACGGGCGUGGCGCCAAUCGUAGAGGUGGUCGUGGUAGUCGGGGUCCUCCUUUAAACUUCAACGUUGCCGAUGUUUGGAUGGAAAAGACCGGUAACUCAGGUAUUUUUCAUUUUGGUAAUGGUCAGGUUAAUCAGAUUUCUCCUGACCAGACUUCAGUUGCCCCUCACGGCACAGAUACUGUUAUGGAUUCCACGCCAGGGGAUGGCGGUUGCCAAACCUCCCCACCCGUCGCGGUUUCCUCAUGA
This is a messenger RNA of Ipomoea triloba (trilobed morning glory), 1455 nucleotides long. RefSeq lists its product as uncharacterized. NCBI's taxonomy places the organism in Eukaryota, Viridiplantae, Streptophyta, Magnoliopsida, Solanales, Convolvulaceae. Bases 1 to 1455 code for a protein of 484 amino acids. The record is from RefSeq and is a predicted model, not a curated record. Gene Ontology annotation, molecular function: nucleic acid binding; zinc ion binding. The transcript has 3 exons.